Talaromyces proteolyticus is the source of this 306-nucleotide messenger RNA. RefSeq lists its product as uncharacterized. The transcript has a single exon. The record is from RefSeq and is a predicted model, not a curated record. NCBI's taxonomy places the organism in Eukaryota, Fungi, Ascomycota, Eurotiomycetes, Eurotiales, Trichocomaceae. The annotation marks the transcript as partial.
UUCAAAACGUGUUGCAUUGGAUUUGGCCUUCUUGCAUUCGCCCCGGCGAUCAUCGCGUGUUUCCGCCCCUCAAACUGUCGGUUUUCGAUGUCCAUGGCUUAUAUCAGAUAUGUGGUAUAUAAUGUGCUUGGGGCAGUGUUCUACCUCGGCCGAUUGCCGGAACGACUCUUUGUGAAAUCACGAGUUAGCGACGCUAUCCUGCAUCUCAUUCUGCUUGGGUCGGCUCUCACCUUCUCCGUCACAUUACUCAACGCAUAUGAGUCCCCUAAAAACCCUGUCGGGAUAAGGUGUGCGUGGUGGGAUUAA